AUGGAUGAGUGGCCUGCUGAGAUUUGGAUGGAGGUGUGCAGGCUGUUGACACCGGAGGAUUUAUUCAGUCUUCGGUUAUGCUCCACUAAACUGAAUCGCAUCGUUUGUGACUGUACAGAUAUAUGGGCUAGCUUAUGCCGUGCCAAGUGGCUUACUUCAGAGUUGAUAGAGACAGUGUUCGAAAAUAUCCCCAAAAACAACCCUAUGAGUCCUAGUGAUGAUUGGUUUUAUUAUUAUUGGUAUAGAAGUAACAUCGAUGCUAAGUUAGAAAAAAUGUUGCAGGAAAUUGCACAGUUAGAGCAUGGAGCGCGGUUUUGGGAUACGUAUUGGGGGUUAUUUCGCUAUAGGAAGUUCAUGGUACCUUUUUUGCAGAGGCAUACAGCUAGAGGGUACUGUUUCUCUGAGAGCUUCAAGUUGCAUUGUAUAAGCCGGCAGUUGCUUACUACGUUGCGACACGGGAUCGUGUUCAAGUGCAUUAAUGCCUCACGGGAUGUAGAAAGGCAGAGUAAGGCGAUGUCAAUUGUAGAGGAGACGUUGUUUUUACCUAUGGCAGCUAUGGAUCCUUGUUUCGAUAGGUUAUUGCCGUUUAGGACUGCCUUCUUUGACCGUGUGCAUUUUUUGGUUAAAAAGGACUACCGUCACAUAGAUAAGUUUAACAAGUUCCCAGAUACGAUAAAAGUGGAUAAAUUGGUGACAUAUAUUUGGAAGGUGCUUGAAGAACGUGCAGUAUACCUGCCCAAUCUACACCGUUGUCACUUGGAGGAUAUCAUGCUUUUGCGGGUUUACUCUGGAGAAUCUAGGGGUCAUCCUCUUAUACUCAUGUCUAUUAUCCAAUCCAUUGUUGCUAGGUAUGGCGUGGAAACGCAGCUUUGUGAACAGGUAUUAAUUGUUAAUGAUAAGAAAUUACGAGGAGGGCAGUCAUUUUUGAUGAUUCCUCUGAGGAACAACGGCAAACCCCGCAUCUUUACCAGGCGACGUUUGCUUGAAACCUUGGGAAGAACAAUACCUAAUAUAGAGACUUCUGGAAGUGCUGCCGUAACCAAGUUCCUUACUCCAUUAACAAAACGUAGUGGAGUUGAAAAGUUUUUCAAGGAUUGGUCGAUAUACUGCGAUAAGUCAAUCUGGCGAGCAAUUCCAGAUCAUUCUCCUAAGGGUAUUUUGAACCAUUUACCCCAUUCUUGUACUCCAAUGGACGAAUCAAUCUUUGAAUAUUUUAUUAUAUAUUGGAAAACUGUGACGUCUAACGUAGCUCCCAAUGCUAUUUUCCAUUCGGUGCUCCUUAAACAGUUCGAAACAAUAUUGGUAAAAAAAUACCCUGGGGAUGCCAUACACUUCAUUGACCGUAGGGACUCAUUAAUGAAUACUAUCUCAGAGAUGUCCUUUCGGGAAUCGAUCUCGGAGCAUGUUAGCAUGCAACACAUGCAUAGCGUUCCAGAAAUCGGUUACAUUGUCCGCCAAAAGAACACUGGCCCAUUAAGUGUCGUUAUUGGCGGUAAGAAAACAGAUUUCCACACUUAUUUGGUUACGAUCGAUAUCGUCGGUAAGUAUACUGUGGUGCAUCGGGAAGAUGUAGAGGUAUGCAAAGAAGUCGCCUGGGAACUUAUUUUAAGGCUAAUGAGUAUGAGUGAUUUGGGUAUCUAUUUUGAAAAAUGGGACAAGGACUCAAACUGUUUAGCACUGAAUAAACAAUUACUGGAGAUAAUAACUACUGCAUGA
Messenger RNA from Eremothecium cymbalariae DBVPG#7215, 1716 nucleotides. It is a transcript of the gene MDM30, whose product is annotated as SCF ubiquitin ligase complex subunit MDM30. NCBI's taxonomy places the organism in Eukaryota, Fungi, Ascomycota, Saccharomycetes, Saccharomycetales, Saccharomycetaceae. The transcript has a single exon. Gene Ontology annotation, molecular function: protein binding. The record is from RefSeq and is a predicted model, not a curated record. Bases 1 to 1716 code for a protein of 571 amino acids.